GCGGUUUCGUGUAAUUUCAGCGAAAAUGAUCAAUUCGACGAGCAUGGUUGCUCGGCAGGCGGUGAGGAGGUUUAUGACGAGCGCAGUUCGCAGGGGAGGUCACGAUCCUUACGACGGUGUGCCAGGAUACAACUUACCAUUCAGCACGCAAAACAGGCAUAAAUUGUUGGCCCUGUUUAUGAUCUUCUGCGGUAGUGGAUUCUCCAUUCCCUUCUUAGUGGUCCGUCACCAGUUGUUGAAGUAAAUUUCUGGUUAACCUGGAUGCAUUGUAGUAGUGUAGUAUCAUACCAAUGCUGUAAGGCUGUACAAAAAUUAUUGCAAUAGGAAAUGUAUGUGUUUAUAAUAAAAAUCAUUCUUUAACAUAUGACAUUUGUCAUAUCUAAACUUAACUUUGAAUUUUUACAACAAUGUUAAUGGAGAUAAUCUAAUUUCUACAAUCUUACAAAUACGAGG
Nylanderia fulva is the source of this 453-nucleotide messenger RNA. RefSeq names its product Cytochrome c oxidase subunit 7C (gene COX7C). The record is from RefSeq and is a predicted model, not a curated record. Gene Ontology annotation, biological process: mitochondrial electron transport, cytochrome c to oxygen. Gene Ontology annotation, cellular component: respiratory chain complex IV. NCBI's taxonomy places the organism in Eukaryota, Metazoa, Arthropoda, Insecta, Hymenoptera, Formicidae.